AAAAAGAUGUGGGUGUUAGUGGCUUUAAUAACUGCGGCGGGAGCUACCAGUCCAAUAAGGGACAAAAGAUGUCCAGUGUAUUCACCGCCAUACAAACCUGUUAAUUGCGGGCCCAACGCCUAUUGGGAGAGGUGUUCCCCACAGUGUCCACCGCAUGAGAACUGCUCUCUGCUUUGGUCUAAGUUUAAAUGCGUUCCUGACAAAGACUACUGCUGCAAGCCCGCAUGUCGAUGCAAAGACGGAUUUUACAGAGAUAAAAAUUUCAAAUGCGUUUCUUCAGAGGAAUGUACUGGUCGAGUAGUACCGAUAGACCCAGAACUUCCAAUCAAUCCUAAACCAGGUUAG
Molecule: messenger RNA, 345 nt
Organism: Hyposmocoma kahamanoa
Lineage: Eukaryota; Metazoa; Arthropoda; Insecta; Lepidoptera; Cosmopterigidae
Product: venom peptide BmKAPI-like
Exons: 3
Coding region: 7-345 (112 amino acids)
Source: RefSeq, a predicted model, not a curated record